UGAUACGAGGGCGUCUCAGUAGCGAUCCGUAGCGUCGUAAGUAGUGGUGGUGGUGUUGAUGAAGGCUUGGAUUUGUUAUACAUAUCAGACAGAAUGGAUAAUGUUGUUAUAUCAUUGUUAUUGUUUUUAACGUUAAUAAAUUUUGGAUAUUGCACGCAAAGAACUUUACGAUCAUGGGUGAAUCCUGACUGUGGCGAAUUAUGUAAAGACACAAAUUUGACAACAGUUUACCUAAGAGCUGAUGGUCUUAAUGAUACAUUGCACUAUCUAUGGGAUUUUGGUGGCAAUCCGUCUGUACUAUUAGCUCUUACUUCGUCUUCAGCAUCUCUCAAUAUAAAUUGGGAGGACUUUCUUGCAAGGAAAAAGUAUUCUAUAAACUUUACAGAAACACCUGUUUAUACUUUUGGUGUAAUUAUAAAUAAGAUUAUAGAAUUUAAUGAUAUAAAUGACACAGCAUUGAUAAACAUUAAUAAUGUUAUAAACACAAGUGUUCUAUAUCCUAUGUUUUUCCAAUGGGAGCGCAAGAUUUUGUUACAAGACAAUGAAUUUGUUUCCUUGGAGAUGGAAGGCAACACUUAUAAUGAUAUUCUUACAAAUACCAGCAGACAUGGGACAAUGAAGCUUUCGCUAAGAGGAUUUUGUACCCUGGACCAUUCAGAAAUAAUGCCUCACAUGUUGCAUACAGAGAAUUCUACUCAGGUGGACAUUAUACUUGACCAUGUACAAACGAAUAACAACUUUUCCCACAGUAGAUUUGCUAUUGAAUUACUAGUAGUAGGAGGAGGAGAUCCAGAAAUACCCAUGUUCAUUAAUCCUAAGAAGAGUUUAGAUGACGAACACACUCCAGGUGUAUUUGAGGUUGUUGAAGUUAGAACUCCACCUCAUACAAAUAUGGAUGAUUAUCAAACACAAGGUGCUUAUCUGCAAUGGAGACCAGUCUCUUAUACAAGUAUAUCUCGUGAAAUAGCGAAUGCCACGGAAAUAAUACAAUACCCGCCAUUGAAAGUAUCCGACCACACAAAUGCGAUUAAAAAUUCAAUGUUGUACUGUUAUUACGGAGACGAAGUGGACAAUUUACUCACGCAAAGGAUCAUAGUUUCACUAGGUGCGAAAGGGGAUGGUUUCUAUAAAAGGACGUACUACUCUACAUGGACGUUUUUAAUUGGUUACGGCACACCGCCGAACGAAAGAUUUUCUUACUUGGUGAUACUGAUUAUUUCAAUUGGCCUUGGCCUCCCGCUCAUUAUCCUGAUAGCGACUAGUGUGUUUCUAUGCAUUCGAAAGAGUCCCAAACGGAACAGUGAUACGUAUAUAAGUCAAUGAAGGGGCCUUUAGACGUUAAACAAAAUUCCGACUACGUCGUGUUCGAUAGAAUUCAGAGCACGUUUAGUUGCAUUUACGAGAUACCACCGUUAGACAAAUACAAAAAGAGAUUUACUAUAUUUAUAAAUAGCACAUAUAUUUUUUACACGAUUUUUCAAGUUGACCCACGAAUCAACUUGAAGAAUACAUUAAUGUAAUGCAAACGAACUAUUCUGUACAAAUUUAUACACGUUUCAUUAAUAAAUCAAAACUAC
Molecule: messenger RNA, 1577 nt
Organism: Nomia melanderi (Alkali bee)
Lineage: Eukaryota; Metazoa; Arthropoda; Insecta; Hymenoptera; Halictidae
Product: glycosylated lysosomal membrane protein
Cellular component (GO): lysosome
Source: RefSeq, a predicted model, not a curated record